Triticum aestivum (bread wheat) is the source of this 1475-nucleotide messenger RNA. Its product is annotated as seipin-2. Gene Ontology annotation, cellular component: endoplasmic reticulum membrane. Gene Ontology annotation, biological process: lipid storage; lipid droplet organization. Lineage: Eukaryota; Viridiplantae; Streptophyta; Magnoliopsida; Poales; Poaceae. The record is from RefSeq and is a predicted model, not a curated record.
UUCCGAUUCCGAUUCCUCCGAGGCCACCAGCGCGCCCCGUUCUCCCCCUCCCCUCCAGGAGGAGGUGGACCAGAAGGAUGCGGAGCCGGCGGCCCCCGAGGCGAAUGUGGACGAGAAGGAUUCGGAGCCGGCGGCCCCCGAGGCGGAGGUGGACGAGAAGGAUGCGGAGUCGGCGGCCCCCGAGGCGGAGGUGGACGAGAAGGAUGCGGAGUCGGCGGUCCCCGAGGAGGAAGUGGACGAGAAGGAUGCGGAGUCAGAGGCCGCGGCGCCGGAUUACAGGCCCACGGCGGCGCCGCCGGCCUUUCUCGAGUCCUUCGCCGUGUUCGUCAUCAAAGCCGUGCUGUUCCAGGUCAGCGCGCUCGUCGCCUGCCUCACGUUCCCCUUCCGGCUGCUGCAAUGGUGGUUCCUCUUCGUGACCGACCCGCUCGGCUCGGCGCAGCGGGCGAGGGAUUGGGCUCUCGGGGUGGUGGGGCAGGCCACCGGCGCGGUGGGCGCGUGGCUCGGAGCGGGGGACGGGGUUCCGCGCGUGGUGGCGAGGCUGCUGUGGGGGGCGCUCUGGGCCAUGUACGUCUGCGUGCUUCUGUGCGCGAUGCUCGCCAUGGCGUUCACGGCAGGGGGGGUCCUGGUGGGGAAAGUGGUGGAGGAGCCCGUUCAGGUGACGGAGAACCUGAAUUUCGAUUACACCAAGCCGAGCCCUGUGGCGUUUGUGCCCGUGGGGCGGCUGGUGCCGCCGCAACAGCGGAUGCAGCUCGAGGUGUUGCUGACGCUGCCCGAGUCGGAUUACAACAGGAGGCUUGGGGUUUUCCAGGUGAGGGCAGAGCUUCUAUCUGCAGAUGGGAAAGUGGUCACUGCUUCGAGCCAACCAUGCAUGCUAAAGUUCAAGAGCGUCCACAUGCAUUUCAUAGAAACCUUUUUCCAAGGUGUUUCUCUUUUGUCCGGCUAUUCAUCUGAAUCUCAGGUUAUCAAACUAAAACUGACGGGCAUUAAGGAGGCUUUCAAGCCAAUAACAGGAGUAAGGAUAGUGCUCGAGCAACGAGCCGAGUUUGCCACUGGUGCAGGCAUCCCAGAGAUCUAUGACGCGUCGAUAAAGCUCGAGGCCGAGCUCCCUCUGCUCAAGAGAGUACUCUGGCACUGGAGAUGGACCAUGUUUGUGUGGAGCAGCAUGGCGGUCUUUGUCUUCGAACUGUUGCUCGCCGUCGUUUGUUGUAGGCCCUGUAUAUUUCCCAGGAGUUGACAUGGUGGGGUGUAGCUCCUCAGGGUAACUCAUGUAAUGUACACUUGAAAAUAAAUGUACAAGGGGGUGCCACUGUCACAUGAUAGACUGCUUACUAACCAUGCUGAUGAUGCUACAUAUGCCCCUUUUCUCCUCUGUCGUGGAGCUUGCCAUUCUCUGUGAGUAGGCAAGUUAAGUCUUGCUCUUCUCGUUUUGUUUCUGUGGUUGCUGCUAUAUUCGUAAGGAUGAGCUACUUAUGUUA